AUGCAAGAUAGUGAAUUUUGGAGUAAUCUACUACAGAAACCAGAGUCUAAAGCAGCAAUAAGAAAAGAAAAUGAGCACUUAAUAACAGAACAAGCUUCUAUUUUGAGAUAUGAAUACGUAAAAUGUAAAGAUGAAAUAGAUAAGCUUAUUGUGAAACUGUGUGAUAGUAAUAUUGGACACUUAUAUAAGAAAAUUGGUCAUUUAUUUAUAACUCAACGUAGCCUAAGAAAUAUACUAGAUUGUGAAGCAUCUAAGCAAAAUAAAAACUCUAAUCUGAAUGAUUUAAAAGAUAAAGUCAGUGAGAUACUACAGAAAAUUGAUAAUGAGUAUCAAAUUAACCCAAAAUAUAUUGAGAAAAUAGAAGAAGACUGGGAGAAAUUAAUUGAAAAUUCAAAAGGAGCAAAACUCUCAAAAGAAAUAGAUUGGAGUAGUAUUCCUGAGCAAGAACUAGGUAAACGAUUAAGAGGUGGAGAAAUUAUGCAUCGAGAUGAGUGGAUACCAGGGAAUAAUAAAAAUGAAAGAAGAAAACUUCAACAAAAUGAGAUUAAAAGCCAUUUAGAUUUUGGAGAAGUUAUUAGAAAGGAAGGGGCAAUAGCAUUUGAAAAAGGAGAUUUUAAUAUGGCAUUAACAAGAUAUACACAAGGUGUACAAUUGCUAUGCUGGAUAGAAGGAAUAAAUGAAGAAGAUGAAAUAAAAAGGACAGAAUUACAUAUUAAAUUUUUAAAGAAUCAGGCUCUAGCAGCACUUAAAUUGGGUAAAUACAAUGAAUGUAUAGAUUCUUGUAAUCAGAUAUUAAAGAUAGAUCAACAUGAUGAAAAAGCUCGUUAUAGACGAGCUGAAAGUUAUUUUAUGCUUGGUUUAUUUGAGCAAGCAAAGGAUGAUUAUAGAUAUAUCUGUAUUAAUGAAUAUGCUAGUAGUUUUGCAAAACUAGCUGCAAAACAAGGACUAAUAAAAUUACUAAAGGAAUCAAAAAAGAAUAAAGAUAACUCAAAAAAAAUUGUGAAUAGAGUUUUGAAACAAGAAACAUUUACCGAAAAUAGGCAACAAUUGUCACAAAGUACAACAGUAGAUAGUUUUGAGUACCCUACUUUUAUAAAUAAUUCGAAGGAAGUAUAUAAUUUAAACAAGGAUUUAUAUAAAAGUGAACAAAUCCAAUAUAAUAAAAAAAAUAAUUUCCCUUGUUUUGAUCUUGAGAGAACAAAAAUGAUUUUAGAACGUUUACUAGAUGUAUACACAAGUGAAGAUUUUGAAAUCCAACUUAGGAAGCUAAGAUCUGCCUCAGAUUAUGAUGAAAAACGUCUUUUAUUACGACUUCGCAAAGUACUCCCAGAUAUACAAAUCCCAAUAUUUGCUGAAUUUGGACUUGAUCCAAAUAUAUGGAUUUAUCAGAAUGCUAAAGAAAUUGUUGAUUAUAGUAUUGGGUAUUGGAGAACAAGAGAUGAAGAAGUAUCCACAUUAGCUAAAGAAGUUUACCAAGCAAUUAUGGGUGACAUUUUGAUAGAUUGA
Molecule: messenger RNA, 1506 nt
Organism: Cryptosporidium muris RN66
Lineage: Eukaryota; Apicomplexa; Conoidasida; Eucoccidiorida; Cryptosporidiidae
Product: TPR repeat-containing protein
Exons: 1
Coding region: 1-1506 (501 amino acids)
Molecular function (GO): protein binding
Source: RefSeq, a predicted model, not a curated record